UGGAGGGACGCUGCCGUGCUCGGCCUGAGAGACUCUGUCAACAUUAACGAGUGCACCAGCUUCAUUCAGGCCGGAUUUGAUGCCUACGCGGGAAGUCAAGAUCGUCAAGUCACUUCAGAGCUGAGACCAAGCCGGGAUACACACACUGUUUCUUCUUCCAGUGCUGCUGAUGUCGAAGUAUAAACUGUUCCUGCUGAGGCAUGGAGAGGGAGCCUGGAACAAGGAGAACCGCUUCUGCAGCUGGGUGGACCAGAAGCUGAGCGAGGAUGGGGUGAAGGAGGCGCAGGAGUGUGGCCGCCUCCUGAAGGAGCAGGGCUACGAGUUCGACUUGGUGUUCACCUCCAUACUGAGCCGAUCCAUCCAGACAGCAUGGCUGGUGCUCGAAGCUAUGGGCCUGGAGUGGGUGCCUGUGGUGAAGUCCUGGAGGCUAAAUGAACGUCAUUAUGGAGCCCUGAUCGGGCUGAACCGGGCAGAGAUGGCUCAACAACACGGGGAGGAGAAGGUGAAGUUGUGGAGAAGGAGCUACGACGUCACUCCACCAGUUAUUGACGAAUCCCACCCUUACUUCCUGGAGAUUUACAAUGACCGCAGAUACGCCACCUGUGACGUGCCAAUAGAGAGCCUCCCUCGAGCUGAAAGCCUGAAGGAGGUGUUGGACAGGUUGCUGCCAUACUGGAACAGUACUGUGGUCCCAGAGAUAAGGAAAGGCAGGACUGUGCUCAUUUCUGCUCAUGGAAACAGCUGCAGGGCUCUACUGAAAUACCUGGAAGGUAUAUCCGAUGAGGAAAUUGCCACUGUGACGUUACCUACAGGAGUGCCGGUGCUGCUCGAGCUGGAUGAAAACCUCCGGCCAGUGAAACCUCGACAGCUGCUGGGAGAUCAGGCAAAGAUUCAGGCGGCCAUUAAAAAGGUGGAGGAUCAGGGAAAAGCCAAACCUUCAACUUGAAUACAGAUACGUCACUUUAAAACCUAACGUACCAGGUGUGAUCAAAAAGUUUCAAGCAAAAAAUCAGAUUUAUCUUUGAAUGCAAUCCCCUCAAAGUCGUCACGAUUGUGCAACAAUCUAUAGAUACCAGUUAUGCUUGAAAUGCUGCCUGGAAGUGUCAUUCCUCGAGCGUGUGGAGGUCAUACACAACUCGACCUUCUGCUUGGGAAAGAGGAUGAAGUCACAGUGAGAUGAGUUUAGCAAGUCUGGUGAUGAUGAGACAAAAACACUUGAGCUAAACCAAUAUGGUUGCUAGAUAAUUGUGAGAGUGGAUUACCACAGUGAACAUUAACCUGACUGAUGACUCUGUGUUUCCAGUCUGAUUCACAAUAUGCAGCCUUUUAUAUGGCAUAGAGAAAGAUGGGCAUGCGUCAGGUCAUACUCCUGAGCUGCCUCUAUUUGCUGGAGUUGAUGAUAGCUCAGUUCUCCAAGACCGUGAAGGAUCAAGGAACCAGUGCUGCACCAAAUGUUCUGCAUGUGGCUAAAAAGAGUUGUGAAAUGUGUCCUGAUGUAGACGACUCACCACUGAGUGUCAGUUCUUGUCAGAGGCAGCCAAGAAACUUAUUGAUCGCACCUUGCAGCUCUGUUCUUGUUCUGUGUGCCCUUGUUUAACACGCAGGGCUCAAACUCAAUAUUCUGCAGACAUGAAUAACUUACAAAGCGUCAAACUGUAACAACAACAGGUCAAGUCUCUGUAGGUGUAAUAAGGAGCUGACCGGGGCACAGAAUGUGUGCAUUUCAGGUCAGACUGGUCCUGCUAAAGCAGGAGAAGCGUGUACUGUAUUAGCACUGUGCUGAGUUUUGUUUUGUGUAAGCUCUGAGGAAGUAACUUGUGUCUUACUCCUGCCUGUAUUGUCACUUGGUGGCUUAUUAUUUUGUCUACUCACUGACUUUUUUUUUUUUAACCAGCAAAGAUAGUUUUGUGGUAUCUGAUCAAGCUUUAGAAACAGUCCCUCUCCUGAUGUGCCUUCAGUCCCACUCAUCUCCUGUGUUUCAGAACAAACGGACUCCAGUAACAUAUUUUACCUCAGUAAAAACUGACCGCUGGACUCUUCAUUCCAGAAAUAGUGAAUUGUGAGCUAUAGAAAUGCUGUAAAUAUGCAAAAUGGCUGGAUUAGGUACAUGUUAGCCAUGCUCUUUAACAGAAUACUCAGUGAGUAAAACAGCUUGAUCUGUUUCUCUUUGUGGGUUACACAGCACAUUACAGUGACACAGAAUAAGGCUGAGUGGAAAACACUGCGGCUGACAGCGAUCGGCAUGCUGGGAUGAUAACUGCUUUAAGCUUUGCACUUUUUGAGGGAACUUUUUCAGGUUUUUUUUUUUCUUCUAAACAUCCCCAUAGUUAAAUAAAAGGAAACUGUGAAAGACAAUAUCCUAAUAUUCUAUAUUGAUAAUAUUUAACACCUAAAUGUCAAAUACAAGGACUAUUUUGGAUUUUUUUUUUUUUAUUAAUAUACAUGCUGCAUUUGAUGUUGCUUAUAAGAUGUCAGUGUUACAGGAUGGAAAUGUUACAAAGUGUCUGAAUAUGCAUUAACUAUUUAACUUGCCAUUUGUUGUUUGUUACAAGUGUCUUUGUAAAUGUGAAUUACUGUGCAUUGUAUCUUCUGGGUCUAUUGUGUUUCAGCACCAUUUUAGUCUUGUACACUGGUUUAUUAGGUCAGUCAGGGAAAGGAGUGUGUUAACAUGCAUUUAGGCAGAUAAGUGUUAGAAAAAUAAGAAUUACAUGUGCAAUUUUUUUCCCCCCAACUGUUCUCACAUUUCAUUUUUGGAGUGCAUGAUGAAA
Molecule: messenger RNA, 2768 nt
Organism: Salarias fasciatus (jewelled blenny)
Lineage: Eukaryota; Metazoa; Chordata; Actinopteri; Blenniiformes; Blenniidae
Gene: bpgm
Product: 2,3-bisphosphoglycerate mutase
Exons: 4
Coding region: 170-946 (258 amino acids)
Biological process (GO): glycolytic process
Molecular function (GO): intramolecular phosphotransferase activity
Source: RefSeq, a predicted model, not a curated record